Molecule: messenger RNA, 373 nt
Organism: Paramecium primaurelia
Lineage: Eukaryota; Ciliophora; Oligohymenophorea; Peniculida; Parameciidae
Source: the annotation of a GenBank genome assembly
AUGGCCUCUUAAGCUAUUCCAAAAGAUUUGUAUACUUAUACAAAUGAUGAAAGGUUGAAUAUCGAUUUUUAUUUACAUAUAGCUUGUAGCUUAUGAUUUAUGCAAUAAAAGGAAAUCAUAUUUGUAAAGAAUAAAGAAAGAGUUUUAACUUAUGCAGAUCUACUCAACUAGGAAAGUAUGUAGAACCUGAAUUUUGUAAAGAUAAUGCAUUAUCAAUGAUUGAUUGCUUUUUAAAAGUGUAAUAUAUUGUAUUCAUUUAUAUAUUUAUAGAGAAAGAUAUACUAAAUGUAAAUAAUUCUUUUAGAAAGUAUUUGAAAUUGCAAAAAUAGGUUAGUAUGCAUAGGAAAGUUUAGAGGAUUAUUUGAAAUGUUGA